ACAAAUGGAAUAAUAAUGAUAUCACUGUCAAACACUUUAGCAUUGAAACACAAAGCUAUAUAGUAUUUAACUAUAUUUAUAGCUAAGAGGUGAAGCUACCUUGAAAGAGUUUAAGCUAACAAAGAAACAAAGGAGAAUUGAAUUGAAGUUUCUAGUUAAGCAGUGAAAAAUGGCAAAAACUCCUUGUUGUGAGAGAAUGGGUUUGAAGAAGGGACCCUGGACUGCUGAAGAAGAUCAGAUAUUGAUAUCUUUCAUUCAUAGAUAUGGCCAUGGAAACUGGCGUGCACUUCCUAAACAAGCUGGUUUGUUAAGGUGUGGCAAGAGUUGUAGGCUUCGUUGGAUAAAUUACCUGAGGCCAGAUAUUAAAAGAGGGAAAUUCAGCAAGGAAGAGGAAGAGGCCAUUCUCAAACUUCAUGCAAUUCUUGGAAAUAGGUGGUCGGCGAUUGCAGCAAGAUUACCGGGUCGUACAGAUAAUGAAAUAAAGAACUUUUGGCACACUCAUUUGAAGAAAAGGAUUGAGAAAAGUGAAGUGCACAAUAAUGGCAUCAGUGGUAGUAAAUAUUCCUCACAAAUCAUCACCAUGCCAAGAGUAGUAGCAGCAAUUGCACCAAGUAGUGGUAGUGCUGCUUCUAGCUUCAAUGAUGGUUUAUCCUCAACCUCAAGGAAUAGAUCAAGUUCAUCACCAAAUAUUAUUGCAGGACCAGGAUUUUGCAGUGCAAUAACAUCCUCUUCAGGUGAAACCAUGGGAAAUCAUAACGAUGGUUCCAUUCAGCUCAGUGAAGAGAUGGAAUUUUGGUACAAUAUAUUCAUCAAAUCAGGACAGCUAUCUUAAAGGGCAUGUGGAUUUAAUGUAGGAUAGAUUACUACAUGAUAUGUUUGUGUCUUAUUCCUAGAUUU
Molecule: messenger RNA, 897 nt
Organism: Arachis duranensis
Lineage: Eukaryota; Viridiplantae; Streptophyta; Magnoliopsida; Fabales; Fabaceae
Product: transcription factor MYB4
Exons: 3
Coding region: 170-832 (220 amino acids)
Source: RefSeq, a predicted model, not a curated record